Molecule: messenger RNA, 1308 nt
Organism: Polyodon spathula (Mississippi paddlefish)
Lineage: Eukaryota; Metazoa; Chordata; Actinopteri; Acipenseriformes; Polyodontidae
Gene: pcbd1
Product: pterin-4 alpha-carbinolamine dehydratase/dimerization cofactor of hepatocyte nuclear factor 1 alpha
Exons: 4
Coding region: 243-551 (102 amino acids)
Biological process (GO): tetrahydrobiopterin biosynthetic process
Molecular function (GO): 4-alpha-hydroxytetrahydrobiopterin dehydratase activity
Source: RefSeq, a predicted model, not a curated record
CCCUGCUGACUGAGCGAGACAGCAAAGGAGUCCAGCCCUGUGCCCUGCCGCUGAGUCCGUCAACAAUCAGCGUGUCAGGCUGUUGCAAAUUCCUUUGCCUAUUUUUGGUCAGGCUCUAGCACAGACGUCUAUCCGGGGCCUUGUUCACCAGUUCCAGCUGCGUCGGGAACCAGUCAGAAACCAGCAGAGGCACACACUGCACAAAGGAGGAUUCUCUUAAAGUACAGCCUCAAUCAUACACUAUGGCUGGCAAAGUGCGCAGACUGAGCCCAGAGGAGCGAGGGGAGCUGCUGCCCAGCCUGAGGGCUGCUGGUUGGGUUGAGGUGGAAGGGAGAGAUGCCAUCUAUAAAGAAUUUCUCUUUAAAGAUUUCAACCAGGCUUUUGGGUUUAUGACGAGAGUGGGUCUGCAGGCAGAGAAGAUGGACCAUCACCCAGAGUGGUUCAACGUCUAUAACAAGGUCCAUGUCACUCUGAGCACUCAUGAAUGCAGCGGACUCUCUCACAGGGAUGUCGCCCUUGCUGGAUUCAUCGAGCAGGUCGCUGCUCCUUAACCAGGAGCUUGCGGGGCACAACUGACAGUUCCUGUUCUCGUUAAUGACGUUGUUGUGACUGCCAGUUUUACAGCCAAGACCAUCAAUGUGAUCAAUCUUCCCCUAAAACAUAAUUCAAACCCUUUACUUGUCCAAUUAAAAACCCUGUAAAGUGAAAAAAAGUGUCAAACUUUUCAAAACCACUUGAACGGUAAAAAACAGUGCAGUGAAAUUCUAAUCUGACCUUGCUCUCUCCACUUCUGUGGAGUUGAAAUUUUAAUCUGAAUUUGUACUCUCCAUCUCUGUGGAGUGUUCAGGCCUCAAGUCUGUUCAGCUAUUGGUGUCAGACUGUGUUCUCAAUCAAGAGGACUUCAAAACAUUUUUGUAAUAUUAUCUUAUGCUAGGUAAAUGCAUGUCACACAUUAUAAAAGGAAUAUACAUUUAACCAAAAGUUCAAACCAGACCAACUGCUGUUUGCUUCAUUGAUUGCUUGGACCGAUGCAUUCUUAUCUGUAGGUUGCGAGGGCUAUUUUAAUUGCUACCAAACAUAGUUGCUCCUUUUUAGAUUGCUUGCCAUUUAGAUACUAGGUAAACAAGGUGCUCAAAAUAUCAUUCAAAUAUGUUACUUUGUACAGAAGAAUUCCAAUAUGGCCUGAACCAGAAUGUGUAAACUACAUUGUUGUAUCGUCAGUGUUAAAUGAUGUGGGUUUGUUCCUUUGUACCAUUUCAUUUCAACUUUGAAAUGUAACCAAGAUAAUAAAAACAAUGAUAUACUUUA